Messenger RNA from Hirsutella rhossiliensis, 1920 nucleotides. RefSeq names its product thiF family domain-containing protein. Gene Ontology annotation, molecular function: Atg8 activating enzyme activity; Atg12 activating enzyme activity. Gene Ontology annotation, cellular component: phagophore assembly site; cytoplasm. The coding region runs from base 1 to 1920 and encodes 639 amino acids. Lineage: Eukaryota; Fungi; Ascomycota; Sordariomycetes; Hypocreales; Ophiocordycipitaceae. The record is from RefSeq and is a predicted model, not a curated record. The transcript is spliced from 7 exons. Gene Ontology annotation, biological process: cellular response to nitrogen starvation; autophagy of mitochondrion; piecemeal microautophagy of the nucleus.
AUGGCCGCUCCCCUUCAGUUUGCCACCUUCACCUCGGAGAUCGAGCUGCCCUUUUACUCGGCCCUGUUUGCCUCCAAGCUCGACUAUGACAAGCUCGACGACUCUGCCCGCAACGUCCUGGGGCUCUAUGAACCCCGUAUGGAACAGCCCGAGUCGAGCUGCAAGAUGCAGAUCCUGGGCAACGCUCUGACAAGCCAAAGUUCGCCUCUCGGAACAGCCAGGGCCGAAGGCAUCAUCAAAAACGUAAAUACCCUCGAGGGCUUCAAGAACCUCGACAAGUCGGCCAUGCUCCAGACAGCAGGUCGGCAGGUUUGGGACGCCAUAAACGACGGAACCAUAUACUCGGUGCCCUCAUUACUCUCCUCAUUCGUCAUCCUUUCGUUUGCUGAUCUCAAGAAAUACAAAUUCACAUAUUGGUUUGCAUUUCCCGCCCUUCACUCGGACCCCGCAUGGAAGCGGUCGGGACCCAUUCAGUGCGUCACCGCAGACGAGAGCACCUCGCUCGUUGACCAGGUCGGCACCUGGCGCUACAGCGUCGACAACCGCGAGCAUGGAUUCUUCCUUGUCAAAAAGAUGGGCUUCCGGUGGGAAGUGGCUUCGCUGCGACGCUUUGAGGAUGGCUUCUUCGACCAUGUACCGGAGGAGGAUCGAUACGUGGCGUUUGCUGACCCCUCAACCUAUCCCGAAGGCCCCGGGUGGCCACUGCGGAAUCUAUUGGUGCUCAUUCGACAGCGUUUCCGCCUGCGCAAGGUUCAGAUUCUGUGUUACAGAGACGCGUGGGCCAGGAGACAUGAAGGCCGCACCGUCAUAUUGACCGUCGAGAUGGACGCUGUAGCCAACAUGGAGCUCACCGAGAUGCCCAAAGUCACGGGCUGGGAGAGGCUUGCUGACUCCUCGGUCGAUUUGAACCUCAAGCUCAUGAAGUGGCGGCUGGCCCCUGACCUUGACCUUGAUCGCAUCAAGAACUCCAGAUGUCUUCUUCUCGGGGCCGGCACUCUGGGAGGCUAUGUCUCGAGAAACCUGCUGGGUUGGGGCAUCAGGAAGAUAACCUUUGUCGACUACGGCCGUGUCUCGUACUCGAACCCCGUGCGCCAACCUCUAUUCGAGUUUGAAGACUGCGUCGACGGCGGCAAGCCCAAGGCAGCGCGCGCUGCUGCCAUGCUCAAGAGGAUCUACCCGGGCGUGGAUAGCGAGGGCCAUUCCCUGUCUGUCCCCAUGCUAGGACAUCCGUUUACAGACGAAACAAAGGCCAAGGCGGAUCUUGAGAAGCUGGAGAGACUGAUCCAUGACCACGACGUCAUCUUCCUCCUCAUGGACACGCGCGAGUCCCGGUGGCUGCCCACGGUCCUGGGAAAGGCCAUGGGCAAGAUUGUCAUGAAUGCUGCACUGGGCUUUGACUCAUACGUUGUCAUGCGACACGGAGCAGAGAGGAAGCAGGGAGAAGAUGAGGAACAGGUUGGAGCGGCGCUUGGCUGCUACUUUUGCAACGACGUUGUCGCCCCGGCUGAUUCAAUGAGGGACCAGACCCUGGACCAGCAAUGUACGGUGACGAGGCCCGGAGUCGCGGCGAUUGCCUCGGCGCUUUUGGUCGAGCUCCUCACAAGCCUCUUGCAAGACCCUCCCGAUCACCCCUUGGGCCUCGUGCCGCACCAGAUUCGUGGCUACGUCUCAACCUUUCAAAAUUUGGUCAUUCGCGGCCACUCGUACGACUGCUGCAGCGCUUGCAGCCCCAAAAUCCUGGAUGCCUACCGCAAGGACGGCUGGGACUUCGUCAAGAGAGCCCUGCAGGAGAGGGACUAUGUUGCCGAGCUCUCGGGAUUGGCCGAGCUGCAGCGGCGGGCCGAGGAGCUGGCGGUCGAUGUGGACUGGGAGGAGGGGUCGGAUGAGUCGGCAGAGCAGGGCGAGGGAGAGCUGCUUUAG